Messenger RNA from Knipowitschia caucasica, 432 nucleotides. The record is from the annotation of a GenBank genome assembly. NCBI's taxonomy places the organism in Eukaryota, Metazoa, Chordata, Actinopteri, Gobiiformes, Gobiidae.
AUGGAACGUUUUCAGAGUAAAGAGCAACCAGAAGAAGUGCCCGAGACGUCUCAGAGCUGGGAGCGGGAGGAGCACGGCGUCAAACAGGAGGAAGAGCCGCAGCCCGUGUCGCUCCCAGAAUACUUCGCUGUUUGUGUGAAGAAAGAGGAAGAGCCGUAUGAGGCUGAGGAAGAGGAGCCGCAGGGAGAGACCGACCGAGACUCAGAGCCCGAAGAGGACUGGAGCGCCGUCGCAAGGUUUUCAGAGGACGAGGACCAGGAGCCCAAGGUCCAGUUCAGAACCAUCAACGCAGCUGGACAAAGCUCAGGCCUCUUUCGCCAGUUCAUCGUCUACAAUGUGUUUGACAUAAGUAUCAUUCCAGAAGCUUCUCGUCUAGAAUUCUGGCCCAUUCCUCCUCAGUGGGAUGAGACAGUUGCUUCUGUAACAGUCUGA